AUGCCCGAAGGGACACAGUCGCCGCCUCCCGAGCGCCAGACCGGCAAACAGCUGCACGAGCCGCCCGGUAAAGGAUCUGGGAUAGAUGAGGUCGACAACAAGGGCGACAAGAUGAAGUCUGAGUUGGAGAACCUCUCAUCUAAUCCCAAGGGACCGAUGGAUGACCAUCUCGAAGCAAAGUUCUCAAAGGAACCGGGGAACCCGGUUGGUGCACAUAUUCAGAAAUGA
Molecule: messenger RNA, 228 nt
Organism: Metarhizium brunneum ARSEF 3297
Lineage: Eukaryota; Fungi; Ascomycota; Sordariomycetes; Hypocreales; Clavicipitaceae
Source: RefSeq, a predicted model, not a curated record